Messenger RNA from Pecten maximus, 1942 nucleotides. RefSeq names its product E3 ubiquitin-protein ligase TM129-like. Gene Ontology annotation, biological process: protein ubiquitination. The transcript has 4 exons. NCBI's taxonomy places the organism in Eukaryota, Metazoa, Mollusca, Bivalvia, Pectinida, Pectinidae. The coding region runs from base 134 to 1234 and encodes 366 amino acids. Gene Ontology annotation, cellular component: membrane; endoplasmic reticulum. The record is from RefSeq and is a predicted model, not a curated record. Gene Ontology annotation, molecular function: ubiquitin protein ligase activity.
GCCAUGAAGCGUUUCAUAAGAAGCAUCACCAGUUGGAAAAGUGACACGAAAGUUAUGACGAACACGUAGUUAUGUGAUAAAAACAACUAAAUACUUGUAGGCCUAUCAGAAACGAGCACGAAAAGGAAAAGCCAUGACACAGGCGACAGUUGACGUUCUCUUCACCAUAUUUUAUGUGUUUUUCUCAUUCUGUUUGAUGUCUCCUCCAACCGAAUUUGUGUCCGCAGGAAUCACUAUCCAAAAUGUGCUGUCAAAUUACCUCGGUAGUGAAGACAUGCAUUUUAUAUAUUAUCACAUCAAACGAACCACGUUUACAGUAGUGGUCCACUCAUUCCUUCCUCUGGGCUACUAUGUUGGAUCAGGAUUAUUUUCCCCAGAAAAAGACCUGUUCAACCUUUGGAGUUUAUCAUUCUUUUGGAGGAUGUAUCUUGGUCUCAGUAUUAGUGUUAUUCUGCUGGUGUCAUUGGUGGCAUUUAACUGGUCCCUACAGAAAUGGAAUAAUCAUCCGAUAUCAAAACAGCUUGGUCACUUACAGAGAAGUGGAGAAUCGUGGAGAACAGUGGCAUCGUCUAUAAAUAUUGAGUUCCGUCGUUUUGAUAAAUUCACAACAGGACCCCACGGUCAACGAGUCAUAGUUACAGACUCUUGGGUGAUAAAAACUGGAGCUUACUUCCUUAAUAUUGCUCAUCAAAAUGACAUCCAUCUGACAAUUUCAAAUUCAGAAGAACAUUCACUUUCAUAUGAAAAUAUGUCUUCUGUACAAUUCAUAAACUUUUCUGUAUCAAGUGUAAAUCCAAAAGUUAAGCCUUUCACCAUAAGGUUAAACUCCCUUGAGUACCGUGAUUUGAAGGACAAGUUACAGGCCCCAGUGCGGAAUGCAAGGGAUGUUGUUAUACAGCAAUCUCUAAGUGACAAGUUCCUGGAUGCCUUUAAACAACAGAUCACAGACAAUGUAGACUUCCAUCCACCUCCUACAUUGGAGAUAGAAACCUGCAUUGGGUGUAUGCAGAAGCAAGCCGAUGUAAAACUAGUAAAACUUUGUGACAAUCCUACACAGGGAGACUGUGUCCAGUGUUUCUGCCGCCCGAUGUGGUGCCUCGAGUGCCUCGGGAAGUGGUUCGCCAGUCGACAGGACCAACAACACCCAGAGACCUGGAUGGGCAGCAAGUCGCCCUGUCCGACAUGUCGAGCUACAUUCUGUGUCCUAGAUGUUUGUAGGAUUGUGAGCACAUGAAAUGAUGUUACAUUCCAUACGCAAACAUUUCCGGUUUCAUCCUCCAUUUUGAUGAAAAGAUUUUAACAUCAUCAUGCUUUAGUUUCAUAAUUGGUUAAGAAUUAAUAAUACUCCUUAAAAAUCCAUUCUAAUGAAAAUUUGAUGUUCAAUUUAAUGCUGUAUAGAGUUCAUACAGGGUUAAAUUGAACAUCAAAUUUUAUUUAGAUUUUAUUAAGUUGUCAAUAACAAUAUCACUUACACAUAGUAAGUUUUGGAGAUUUUGAGCUGUUGUUGUUGAAUAUGAUGACAUUUUGACUAAAUGUGAACACUUCCGAAACAGAUAUGGACCAAAUAACAUAAGAUUUAUCAUGUCGUUAAGUUAAUUAAUGCUUUGAAUUUCUUUAAUCAGUAAUAUGAGUUUGGUACCUAAACUUGUAGUUUUAAUGUCGACAAAAUGAAAGGGGAAGACUUUUCAUCUAAAAAGAUUUUGAAAUUGCAUUAUGAACAUUGAUAUCUACAUUACUAUUGACAAAAUAACAUGUAUUUAAAGAGAAGGCUUUAAAUGAGUGGAGAAAAUCAUGGGUGAUUUUACCAUAUUCAACAGUCGUUUUAUGUACUAGGCAGACUGUGUCUUCAUUUUUAACUAACAAGAUAUGCAUUUAAAAUAAUAUUUUAUUGGAAUUUGAAGUAUUUAUUUGGUUUUAAUAAAUAGUUUUGCUGUAACAUAAA